Molecule: messenger RNA, 661 nt
Organism: Manihot esculenta (cassava)
Lineage: Eukaryota; Viridiplantae; Streptophyta; Magnoliopsida; Malpighiales; Euphorbiaceae
Product: trigger factor
Exons: 1
Coding region: 1-456 (151 amino acids)
Source: RefSeq, a predicted model, not a curated record
AUGAAGUUUAUUGUGACACCAGCACUUGUGUUCUUGAUUCUGUCUUUUGCUGCUACUUUGGUUCUAAACUUUUCAUCCACUCUUUUCUUGUUUUCAAUGUUAAACACCGUAAUCUUGGCUGUAGUUGUUGGAAGUUAUAGGCCUUCUGUGGAAGAAGGUGAUGGAGGCUGGUAUGCUUUCCAGUCUUGGUAUGAAGAGGUAGAAGACGCAUACGAUAAGGAUGAAGAUUAUGACAGUGAUGAUGAUGAUGAUUAUGAGAAGGAAAACGAUUUUUCUGAUGGCUACGACCGAGAUGAUGAAGGUGAUAGGGAUGGUGAAAUUGGUUGGGAAGAUGAUGACGAAGAAGAAGAUGAUAAUUUGCAGAGAAGAAUUGAAGAGUUCAUUGCUAAGGUUAACAGAGGAUGGAGGGAUGAAUGGUUAAGGGAAAAUCAUCAAACUCAGUCCAAGCUUGGAUAAUAUAUUGUCCCAUUUCUCCACAUGCACGUAAAUGUUCUUAUUGGUUUUUGUUAAUACCCAUUUUUGUAGGGGAUUUUGUUCUUCUUUUUUCUUUUAACAUUGGCAUAGAUUUUGUUGAUAAAACCAUUUGAAAUAUUCUUUAACUUAGUUAUUAUCUACUGAAUUUGAAAAAUAGAAUAGGUCAAUGCUUAAUAAUAUCGUAUGA